This is a messenger RNA of Zootermopsis nevadensis, 2238 nucleotides long. It is a transcript of the gene Tektin-A, whose product is annotated as Tektin A. Gene Ontology annotation, biological process: cilium assembly; cilium movement involved in cell motility. NCBI's taxonomy places the organism in Eukaryota, Metazoa, Arthropoda, Insecta, Blattodea, Termopsidae. Gene Ontology annotation, cellular component: microtubule cytoskeleton; nucleus. The record is from RefSeq and is a predicted model, not a curated record.
UUGCUAUGCUUGUCCAAACAUUUAUUUGGUUUAGGUUAAGUUGGCUCAGCCACAUACGUAUCCCAGUGCAAAUGCCAGCACAUUCACCUGUUGACAUUGGUUUUGGCUUUAGCUCACUACCGCCAUCUUCUGCACAUGUUAUUUUUGGCAAAUAGUCUCUUACUUUUAUGUACAUUUGGUUAUGAAAAUGCACUUUUCUUAUUAUUUUGGAAAGAAGAGUUUAGAACUCCAUCCUCUGGCUACAGCAUUAUAUUUAAUUAAUUAAUAAUACUUAUGUCUUACUUCAUGUACAGUAUUACUUGAGCCAUUGCUUUCAUCAACUCCUGUCUCCAUGGUGAUUCAACAUACAGUGCAUCCAUAUUGCAGUUCUUAGUCAUACUGCCAUGAAAACUUUAAUGUGAACAAGCUUAUAUUAAAGUUAUAAAUUCUGUGUGGUUAUGUAAUUUAAUGAAUAAACAUGGCUGCAUAUUUUUGCUCACCAGUACAACAAACACAACCAGGGCAUAUAUAUGAUGACCAUAUGGAGGAACUUCAUCCCUGUAUUGGUGAAGAGGAACAGGUGGAAAGAGAUAAGCUGAGGUCCCCUGAACCAACUGUUUCUGGAACUUACUGUUAUCUACCUAAAAAUGUGUCUCAGGAGAAGUCUGGUGUUCCUCAGAUGCAAGUACAAGAUGGGAAUGGAGCACCAUGCUAUUUACCUAAGCUUCAGGACAAGUUCCCUCCUCCUAAAGCCACAACAGCUGAGGGCCAGGAGUCACAGAAGAUGGGUGUGACUGGACCAUGGACCACAGGCCACGUAGACUGGGGACCACUGGCAGAACUGACCAGAACAAGACCAAUGGUGGACAAGUACUCAAUAACACGUUACAGUGAAGGAGAGUGGCGCAAACACAAUGCAGAUGUUCUGAAAGGCUCAGACAAGGAAACACAUCAUGCCAAAGUGGUGGACCAUAAUGGGCGACAGUGUGCAACGUUUACGGUUGCUGACACAAACAAAACACAGAAUGAAAAUACCAAACGACUAUCCCAUCGUGUGCAUGAUGUAUAUCGAUGGAAGGUUGAGUUGGAGCAUGCAAUCAGUACCAUGUCAGACGAGAUCAACACACUAGAAUUACAGAAACAGCGUCUUAAGACAGCGAUGGGAGUGCUGCACAUGCCAGAAUCCAUUGCAGGGGAAUGCCUCAGUCAAAGAACAGCACGCCUGGAGCCAGACAUCGUGAGAGACAAGGCUGAGGAGGAACUCAUUAAGGAGACAGCACUGAUAGGAGAGGCAAGGGACUUCAUGGGCCGCAUGCUGAAACAAAUAGAGGAGCAGCUGCAACACAAUAAAGCCAUCAAGAAGUGCCUCGAAAUUGACUGGAGUGACAAGAAAGAAACCUAUGACAUUGAGGCAAUUAAUGUAGGGCUACGGAAUACCAGCAAAACACUUCUCUUCAAACCUGGAGCUACACGCUUCCCAGAUGUACAGUCAACUCCUGAAAGUUGGGAGCACUACACGAGAGAAAACUUAAAUCAGUUGGAAGAAGAAUGUAAACGUUCAACUGAGCUACGACACUUCCUGGACAGCUUUAUGUCUGACAUGUCGCGUGACCUAUGCAUGCAAGCUGAUUGUGUUGACACAGCACUAGCAAUGAGAAUUGCAGAGACUGACGAGGCCAGACAGCGACUGGAGAAUGAAUUGCUGAAGACAUUAAAAUGCAUAGCUGACACUGAAAAAUUGAUAAAAGACUUGAAGCAAGCCAUUAUAAACCAAGAUCCUGCCAUGAAGAUUGCUCAGACACGGUUGGACAACCGCAUGUUGCGACCACGGCAAGAAAACUGCAGAGAUAUCCCACAAUAUGAGUUGGUGGAUGAGGUAAAGUCAAUAAGCAAGAAUGUGUCGGCACUGAAGGGCCAGCUGCAGCAGGCUGAGGAGUCACUCUGUGGUCUGGUAACAAUGCGUGCUGACUUAGAACAAGAAAUUAUUGUAAAGAGAAAGACCUUACAAAUAGACCGUGAUCGAUGCCAGAAAAUUCGCUCAUACUAUCCAUCAACAGUCACCCUUACAGGAUACUAGGUUUGUUCUCAUGUUAAAACAUAUAUAAGAUACUCAUGCUGCCUAAAAAAUAGCUUUUAUUUGUUCUCUUCUGUCUAAUCUACAUUUAUAGUAGCUAUUAUUUGUCAUGUAUUAUACAUCAAUCUUAUAAGUAAAAAAACAACAACUCAAAAGUAAUUUUCAGGAAGGAAGAAAUUACUAUG